GUAGUCAAAAUGCUGCCACUAAUUCAGAAAGACACGCGGACACCGCGAGGCCCUCUUGCCGGAAUUAAGGAAAAAUUUCAAACUUGGCUGAGAUUGAUUUAUUCUGAUAAGAAUUCAAGAAAUUUGUUCCUUUUCCUUAUUUUGAAUCUUUCCUUUGCUUUCGUUGAACUUUUCUAUGGAGUUUGGACUAACAGUUUGGGACUCAUAUCUGAUGCAUUCCACAUGUUCUUUGAUUGCACUGGUCUGGUGGCAGGCUUAGCAGCGUCUCUUGUGUCCAGGUGGCGCGCCAAUGAGCGCUUUUCAUACGGUUAUGCGCGAGCUGAAGUACUUGCGGGAUUUGUUAAUGGUCUGUUCCUGUUGUUUAUUGCAUUCUUCAUUAUGAGUGAAGCAGUAGAAAGGGCUAUUGAACCACCUGAGGUGAAGCACGAACGUCUUCUGCUUGUAUCCAUACUUGGGUUCCUGGUCAACUUGGUGGGCAUAUACGCGUUCCACCACGGCCACGCCCACGGGCACUCGCACGGCGGCCACGGCCAGUCCCACAACCACAAUCACUCGCACGACCACGACCACGACGACAUCGAUGCGUCCACAGGUGCGGGCUCCGCGAUCAUGCGCGGGGUCUUCCUUCACGUACUGGCCGACACUCUCGGCUCCGUUGGCGUCAUCGUGUCAGCGAUACUGAUGCGCACCUUCGGCUGGAUGCGCGCUGAUCCCAUAUGCUCAAUGGCCAUAGCUUUGUUAAUAGCCGCGAGUGUCUUACCCUUAGUGCGUGACUCUGCCGGUGUGCUCAUGCAACGGACUCCAACUUCUUUAGAGCGUGCCUUACCCAACUUGUACACUCGAGUGGUGGGCCUUGCGGGCGUUCACGCGGUACAAGAACCGCACUUCUGGACUUUAUGUAGUGACGUGCAUGUAGGCGCAUUAAAACUGGAAGUGGCCAGAGAGGUAGACCCUAGAUACGUUACGGAUCAAGCCGCCAGGAUAUUCCGCGAGGCGGGCGUGAAGCAUCUAACGGUCCAAUUGGAUUAUUCCCCACUAUGAUCCUAAGAUAAUUGAAUUAAAUCACAAUUGUAC
This is a messenger RNA of Chilo suppressalis (striped riceborer), 1074 nucleotides long. Lineage: Eukaryota; Metazoa; Arthropoda; Insecta; Lepidoptera; Crambidae. The record is from the annotation of a GenBank genome assembly.